AUGUCUGGUGCUGUUGAAUCUUCCGAUAGAUCCUCCUCAGAGGGGAAAAAUAGCGACGAAACUGCUUCUUCGACGACCAAUCCAACGACCCCUACGAGCAGCAGUACAAGCAAUUGCACUAAUAACAACAAUGGUGCCGUAACCACCAAUGUCAACAAUAACAGUAGCUCUGAGCCUAACGAAAAAAACUCUCCAGUUAGUUCAAGCUCCCCAAAAUCAAGCGAAUCAAAAGAUAGGAAAAUUGUUGAUACUACCACGAGUACAAGCGAUGGGAUCACGAGCUCACCUAGCACACCUACUAGCAGUACCACCAGCAAUAAUAACAGAUCAUUGAAGCGGUUAUCGGGUGGAUCUCCCGGAAAUUCGAAUUCCAUUGUCAGUAGCAGUAGUAGCGGCAACGCCAGACUCAGCAAAACUGGUACCGCAUCAGAUGAUCGAAAGUCCCCGGCUGGUGGCACUAAUGGCGUGCAGGGAACGCAAACCUGCACCUGGUGUCUAGAAACGAAAAGUCCGCUUAAGUACGUGCUUCCGACACAGAACAUACAAAAGGAGUUCUGCUCUGAGACGUGCAUCAGCGAGUAUCGAAAGGCGAGUAAGGGAAUCUGCAUUCAGUGUGACAACCUCGUGCGGGCAAACGCCCCCAAGCCCAACUUUUGCUCGACGUUCUGUUUGAAGAAGCAUCAGAAGAAAAAAAACAUGGCGUUAACGCAUCCGGUCGAUGGUUUGAAGACGAAUGGGAGCAACAACAAUAACAACAACAGUAGUCAAAAUAAUAACAAUAGCGGUAGCAGUAAUGGUAGCAACGGAAACGCCCACGGUGGUCGCCGCAGUCAUGGAGACAACAAUUCGUCAGGUCGGACGGGAUCCGUGUUGGACGUUGCCGCGCAAACGACAUCCCGCAUCAGCCCCGUUACGACUACGCAAGCCGGAGCGUUCCAGUACGAGAGUUUCCACGUGUUCGAUUGGUCGGAGUACCUGCGAGAGUCGGGCAGCGUGCCGGCACCGGCCGAAUGCUUCAAGCAGGCGUUGGCUCCACCGAAGAACGAAUUCAAGAUCAACAUGAAACUGGAAGCGCUCGAUCCGCGAAACAUCACCUCGACGUGCAUUGCGACUGUCGUGGGAGUGCUCGGUUCCCGUUUGCGGUUGCGAUUGGAUGGGGGCGACAACAAGAACGAUUUCUGGCGGUUGGUCGACUCCAACGAGAUCCACCCGAUCGGGCACUGCGAGAAGUCGGGCGAAAUGCUAAAGCCUCCGCUUGGGUUUAGGCUGAACGCGAGCAGCUGGCCUGCGUUCCUCGCGAAGACAUUAAAUGGGGCGGUGAUGGCGCCAGAUUACAUCUUCGUGCCGGAGCCACCGACGCCCAAAUGCAACCUUUUCCAGGUGGGCCAAAAGCUGGAAGCCGUCGAUAAGAAGAACCCGCAGUUGAUCUGUUGCGCGACCGUGAACGAGGUGAAGGAAGACCAAAUCCACGUCACCUUCGACGGGUGGAGGGGUGCGUUCGAUUACUGGUGUCGGUACGAUUCGCGAGACAUCUUUCCGGUCGGCUGGUGUGCUAUGAGUUGCCACCCGAUGCAGCCACCGGGACAGAAGAACAAACUGGACGGAAGUGGUCACCGAUCGAAGCAAAGGUCGUCGUUUACGAUGCUGUCUGAUUCGCCGGACACCAUGACACCGGCCACGUUGGUGACGGCUCACUUCCACAGUCGGUGCCGAGGUGGUCCGUAUAUCAGCAGCGCUAAGCUGCCGUCUAUGGUGACGGCUCCGAACCACCAGACACUUGCUAAGCUGUGCUUGCAGGAGGUGCUGGCGGCGUCACGCGAUCAUUCGUUGCUAUCGCCACUGCUGUUCGGACUUGAUGGAGACGUGCACAUCGUAACCGCGGCCGGGAAGAAUUUCACUGUCAAAAUCCCCGCGUACAUCAAGCAGAAAGGAAACGCGGGUGUUUCCGAGUUCUUGGAGACGUUGUGCUCCUCUUGUCAGGCCUGUCCGCGUCUGAUUACGCUCGAACCAGGACCAGAGCAAUGCGAUGGGUGUGCCAUCCAUUUUUCCGCACUAAAGCGGCCAUUUAUCAAGACGGAACCGCGUGCUACAGCUGCCUCCAGUCCACCGCCCACGGCCGCGUCCUCUCCGAAGGCAUCUGCUACGGGCCGCACCGGUAAUGGAGCCGAGGUGCGUGCGGUGAAGGAUGAUAAGAAAGACGUAAAGGAUGUCCAUCCUCGAAGUCCUUCCCCGAAAAGGCGCUCAAUCGCCGGUAACAACGAAUCAAAAGCGGUAGUGAAAACCGAUCGAGGCCGUAUGAGUCCUGUGAGCACUACAUCGGCGACGUCGUCUUCGUUACACAUCACGAAGGAAGAGUACAUCGAGCCAAGCUCACCAACCACAACGACCCCGACAGUACCGGUAAAAUCACCCAAAUCAAAUGUGGAAAACAAAGGGGACCCUUCUGGUAAGUCAAAUGAUUCAUCUGCAUCGGAAGCGGUUACCGCGAGAGCGAGCCAGCGAAAAAUAUCCUCCGUAACCAAGUCGACGACUCAGUGCAAGUCAGCGAGUUCGGUGUGCACUUCCUCCAUCGAGAAGAAUCCUGCCAUAGGUUCGGCCAUUGUCAAGAUGAAAGGCAAAUCCGGUAACGUGUCAACUAUCGGAGCAGCCCAAGCGACUGCAGCCGUUGCUGCUUCAUCAGUUUUGACCGUUCCGGCAGCGGCAGCCGCCGUACCGUAUCAUCCGUCUCCGGUCGUUCCGCUGAUGGGUACAAGCACCAACUCGCCGCUACUUUCACCCUCUAGCUCCCUCGGUUCGCCGACCGCAAUAUCAUCGAUGUCAGCAUCUCUGAUACCGAUGGUGGCCGUGUCGACCUCAACGACGUACCAAACGUCGGUGAGUUCCACUCUUGGUGCGCUGGGUUGUGCCAGUACAGAGGCUGGAUUCCUUGCCGCCGUUACAGCAGGCGUUGUGUCGACGGUUCCACUAGCCACACUGGUUGCCAGCACGCCACAAAUUCCCCGCGGGCAGACGAGUGACUGGACGAUUGAGGAUGUGAUACAGUUCAUCGCCUUGCAGGACCCAUCAUUGGCCAUACAUGCCGAUCUCUUUCGCAAGCAUGAAAUCGACGGAAAAGCACUGUUGCUGCUGAACAGUGACAUGAUGAUGAAAUACAUGGGUCUGAAGCUGGGACCGGCUCUGAAAAUCUGCAAUCUGGUCAGCCGUGUGAAGGGACGGCGACAUAACACAUCUUCUUAG
Molecule: messenger RNA, 3237 nt
Organism: Anopheles nili
Lineage: Eukaryota; Metazoa; Arthropoda; Insecta; Diptera; Culicidae
Gene: Scm
Product: polycomb protein Scm
Exons: 3
Coding region: 1-3237 (1078 amino acids)
Biological process (GO): regulation of DNA-templated transcription
Cellular component (GO): nucleus
Molecular function (GO): protein binding
Source: RefSeq, a predicted model, not a curated record